Messenger RNA from Eucalyptus grandis, 1131 nucleotides. RefSeq names its product squamosa promoter-binding-like protein 7. Gene Ontology annotation, molecular function: DNA binding. The record is from RefSeq and is a predicted model, not a curated record. Gene Ontology annotation, cellular component: nucleus. Lineage: Eukaryota; Viridiplantae; Streptophyta; Magnoliopsida; Myrtales; Myrtaceae. The annotation marks the transcript as partial. The transcript is spliced from 3 exons.
CCUUACUUCCCCGCCGCGGCCGCUGCGCCCCGCGCGCGGUCCGUCGUCGGUCGCCCCCACCCUCAGCCUGCGUUCCGUCCUCCUCUGCACGCCGGGGUCGGCGGAGGAGAGCUGGGCGCGCCGUUGCAGCGCGGGCGGGCCGACCCGCACCUCACGUGCCUGCAUCUGGGCAAGAGGCGCUGCUUCGAGAGCGAGCGGGCGGUGGGCGACAGGCGGUGCAAGACCCACCACGGUGGGGGGGCGGCGGCGGCGGCGGUGCCGAGGUGCCAAGUGGAGGGCUGCCACGUGGCGCUGGGAGAUGCCAAGGAGUACCACCGGAGGCACAAGGUGUGCGAGUCGCACUCGAAGGCUCCCAGGGUGGUGGUGCUCGGCUUGGAGCAGCGCUUCUGUCAACAGUGCAGUCGGUUCCACCAGGUGUCGGAGUUCGACGACGCGAAGAGGAGUUGCCGGAGGAGAUUGGCAGGGCACAACGAGCGCCGGAGAAAGAGCUCUCACGAUUCUGUUCCCAGCUACUCUUCUCAGGGAUGUGCUCUCUCUCUUCUGUCAUCAUCAAGAAUGGAUACGUGGGUCUCUCCAUCCGAGCUCUCCUCGAGAUCCAGUGCUGCGCUGCGCGAGCUCAUUGCUGAGCACCGGGCGACCAUCCUGGCGAGGCAGCUCAUCUUGGAUCGGGACUGGCCCUCGCACUAUGCUGGAGGGGACCUUGGUGAGGCUCAAAACGGCUCUGCUUUGCUUUUCCCCCACGAGCACCAAGAGUUGCCUGAACCGCACUGCUGGGAAAGGUUCCAGGAGGAACCGGGCACGCACGUCACUCUAGAUCUCAUGCAGGCACCGAGCUCUGCGUUCGGCUUGUUGUCCAUGAGAGGAAAGGCUAAGGCUAAGGAUGAGGAAGAGUGUUCAGACAUAUGGAACUCUUUCGCAAGUACCCAUGUCGUUUAAAUUCCACUUCCCUCUCACGUCCGUUUCCCUUCGCUGCAAGGCAGAAGAUGUACCAAUUGAGCGAGGACCUCUAUUUGAGCUGUAUAGAAUUUUGCAUUUUCUACUUUAGUGUGUGUGUCGUGUUCCACGGAAUUGAUGCUUUCUAACUCAAUCCACCUAUUAUGGUGUUUUCAGAGCAAUGAACUUGUAUUUCCA